AUGCGCGAGUUGCUGCAGCAAAACGAGAAGAUAGUGUUGGCGCUACGAGACAUGAGUUUGAACCCAGACGUCCUCGAAUCUCAAUUGGGUGACCACGAGCUGCGAGGGUUUUAUCAGAAGUUAAUUGACUUCUUACAGUCAAAGAAAAAAGACACAGGAUAUAGUGCGAGCUCUCCUAGCCACACGACAAAUGAUCAGCCUCAGCGAUCUCUGGAUGAGCAAGUACUCGCUGCUGCUUCACUUGAGAAUGGCGCGUUGUGGAUGCGACUUGUGGAUGAAGCAAGAUGGACAGCUUACCGUGAUGCGUUGAUAGAUGACGAGGAUCCAGAGCUGCUACUUUUUCAUACAGAAGAGGAGGAUUCCAACAGAGCGAGCGCCUUGGAAGCUAUCACCGACUUAGUUCAGCCGCCUGCAUCUGAUGAAAAAGAGGUGUUGGAGGUUUACAGCUCUGCUGGAGCCAGUGACGAAGAUGCCGAGAUGCUGAUAUUACUUUCGAGCGUUCACUUUGGGCCGUCACUGAUGAUCGCCAUGAACCAAGGCUCAUACUACGUGCAGGCGUUGCAGGACCCGAUUUUAAUGACCAGCAUGCAGCAGGUACGGCUGGUGCAAGCGCUGCUCAUAACCAACCCAAAGGACUUUGCGAUAACGGCAACACUUCAAGAGCCUGUAGUGCGGGAGUUUUUCCUAAAGCUGAUUGCGCUCUCCUUUGCGGUGCAAGAACAGAGUGACGAAGAGUGA
This is a messenger RNA of Phytophthora infestans T30-4, 738 nucleotides long. RefSeq lists its product as uncharacterized. The record is from RefSeq and is a predicted model, not a curated record. Bases 1 to 738 code for a protein of 245 amino acids. Lineage: Eukaryota; Oomycota; Peronosporomycetes; Peronosporales; Peronosporaceae. The transcript has 4 exons.